AUGACUGACUCUCCACUGCCGCGGAUUCCGCUCGACCCGAAAGAGCAGCCUAUUCUCGACAGGCUGCAAUCCAUCCGGACAGAGCUCGAGUUGCUGAAGCGCGACCGAUCGACUUAUGUUAAGAGCCAGGAUGUCUUGAAGCUGUACGAUCAGGUUAUCGAGCAGGUCAUAGUUUUGAACGAGAUACGCGAAACGAAGCGUUUUGAGCAGAACAAAGUUGACUACAUGCUUGAUGAUUGUUUUCAGCUCAUCUCACUUGCAUAUCUCACCAUCGGAAAGAACCAUGAACCACCAGCAGUAUACUCUUACAUCUCAACGGUCAAACGCAUACUGGAUCACCUCAAGGAAGCUACAUUCUAUUCGCAAAAGGACCUUGAAGCACUUGACAAGAACCUGAAGGACUGUCGGGACUAUAUCGAGCGAGGCAAAGAUUCGUACAGCCCCCACCUUUUUACUCUUCUCGACGCUCGUGUCAAGGUUUGCGAAGAGAUCCUAGCCGAACUGAAACUCAACUUAUCCGAGCUUACUCCCGAACUGAUACCAAAAUGGGAGAAGCUGGUGUCAAUAUUAAGAUCAACUUGCGGCUGCAAUACACGAUCGAAGUUCCCUCAUGAUGAAGUUCAAGAGUACGAGCAGGAGCUAAGCAAGCUAAAUGAUGAACUCAAAGAAUACGGAAUUCAUGCAUAUGAGACCACCGGCUCAACCGAAGAGAAGCUAGCCGAGAUGGUUGACAAAAUGCAGCUCACCCAAGAAAACCCCGAGCCAGCACCAGAAGCAGAAACUCUCAUUGGCACAUUGUUGAGGCGAAAUUUGCUUUGGCUUGCGCUAAUCAAGCAAAAGCAAGGACGCAUAGCACCGGCCUUCAAAGACACUUAUGACAAGCUUCUCACUAUCAGAAACAAGCUUGAAAAGCUUUUGCUUACGCAAGCAUGGUCACUCCGUGAGACAGAUCUCUGGGACUUUCAGCGUCAGCUUGACCGCAUAGACGAGGCACGGGUAGACGGCAACUUCAUCGAUGCACUAGGUCGCCCAUCUGAGAUCUACGAGCAAAGAACACUACUGUACCUCUUACGGAAAGGCUUUGCACUCAUCUACCAGUUGCUCUUAACAUCCGAACCUGUAUCUGAAGCACUGUUGCCAAUCUACAACCAAUUGACAACUCUUCGAAAAUGUCUUCUCGAAGUGAAGAAAUUGGGAGGCGUAUCAUCACCAAGAGAACUGUACCCGUAUAGCAUGAAGUUGAAUUCAAUCGACAAUAUGCGUGUAGAUGGAAAGUUCAUGGUGGGCGACGAGAUACCGGAUGGUCAAGGCCGCGUAACACAACUCCUGGAAGAAUGUUUCGAGCUCGCUUAUGACCUAAGAAACGACGCCGAAGACGACAGUUCUGUAGACGCUACACCAUCAAGCGAAAAACCAGAGCCUCUUAGCACUUAA
Molecule: messenger RNA, 1434 nt
Organism: Bipolaris oryzae ATCC 44560
Lineage: Eukaryota; Fungi; Ascomycota; Dothideomycetes; Pleosporales; Pleosporaceae
Exons: 8
Coding region: 1-1434 (477 amino acids)
Cellular component (GO): cytoplasm; nucleus
Source: RefSeq, a predicted model, not a curated record